AUGGCUCUUCCCUACUUCACUCAUUAUCUCAAGUUUCGCGCGUUGAGGAUACUUCUUUCAGCCUUGUUUGUAUGGCUCUUAUUGUUUCAGCUUUGCCGGAUCAAAUUCUGGCGCGAUCCACACUCUGCCUUCUUCGAGGACCGCCAUGUGUAUGAGAUGGAUUACAGUCUUUAUCGGGAGCGCGAAGCAUGGCAUUUCCUAUCUCGACACAACUCCGAUAUUAACCCCCCUCCUACGUCAACAAUCGUCACGGUUCGACGACACUUGGAUGCCUAUUUUGAGCCAUCUGUUGGUUCAUUACUUGAGGGACUGGACGAAAGAGAGAGAAGCAAAGUAUAUCUCAGUGUACUAUUUGCCGAUACCGAACCAAGGGUACACGCUAGCUGGGGUCAGAAAUGGGUAGAGAGGCUCACUGACUCGGCUACAACCUACAAUGUAUCGGAUGAGCAAUUUAAGCAUUUGCAAACCCUGGAAAGGGAAAAGAACAUUUAUGAAAAAGGAGUAUUUGACUACUUAUAUGCACUACGAAGCUGUCAGCAACUGAACACUUCCUACACCAUCAUCUUCGAAGACGAUAUCAUAGUCGCUACAGCAUGGUUCUCGAGAACGUUGAAGGCGCUGGCGGAUAUUGCCCGACUCGAACGACAGUCGGGGAAGCCCUGGAUCUAUCUCCGACUCUUUUAUACCGAGACGGCAUUAGGUUGGACAAGAUCGGACUUUGCGUAUAGUUAUAUGCCACUUGUCUUUGGGAUUCUGAUACUGUCUGGAUUAAUAUGCUUGAUCUUUCUUCGCCGCUCCCGCUUCACGCGAUUUCAUUUAGAUCCUACUAGCAUAGUGGUCAUCUCAAUGGUUUGCAUUCCUGCAUUCACUGCACUUGUCUACAUGGUCGGCAAGUACAACUUAAUGCCUCUUCACGGGGUUAUUGAGAUGAACAAGUCUGGUUGUUGCACGCAGGGACUAGUGUUUCCGAGGGAGCGUGUGGAUGGACUGAUUGACUUUUUGAGCGCACGAGGACAUGGACAGACGGACUCUAUAAUCGAGGAAUACGCCGACUAUCACAAACUGAAUCGAUACGCAUUGGCACCGCCGCAGCUCCAACAUGUGGGUUUGAAAUCAAGCCGGGAUAAUCUCGACAUCAAUACACGCAGCACAUGGGCAUUUUGGUUCGAGACCAAUGAUCCAAGUAUACUCAGCGAGGACCACCGGAGACUACUAGAAGACCAUGAUGUGAAGAGGAUGCUGAAUUUGUCAAGUACAAAAUAUGAUUGA
Penicillium paradoxum is the source of this 1269-nucleotide messenger RNA. RefSeq lists its product as uncharacterized. Gene Ontology annotation, molecular function: glycosyltransferase activity. Gene Ontology annotation, biological process: GPI anchor biosynthetic process. Bases 1 to 1269 code for a protein of 422 amino acids. NCBI's taxonomy places the organism in Eukaryota, Fungi, Ascomycota, Eurotiomycetes, Eurotiales, Aspergillaceae. The transcript has 3 exons. Gene Ontology annotation, cellular component: Golgi membrane. The record is from RefSeq and is a predicted model, not a curated record.